This is a messenger RNA of Lampris incognitus (smalleye Pacific opah), 1005 nucleotides long. RefSeq names its product chimerin 1 (gene chn1). NCBI's taxonomy places the organism in Eukaryota, Metazoa, Chordata, Actinopteri, Lampriformes, Lampridae. The transcript has 7 exons. Gene Ontology annotation, molecular function: GTPase activator activity. The record is from RefSeq and is a predicted model, not a curated record. Bases 1 to 1005 code for a protein of 334 amino acids. Gene Ontology annotation, biological process: positive regulation of GTPase activity; signal transduction.
AUGCCGUCCAGAGAGUCGUGCGAGGUUAAAAAGGACGAGAAGUCGCUGGUACACAAGGCCAAGCGAGAGGCCAACCAGGAGGAUAUCUUGGCAGCGGCCCUGGGGAUGAGGAUGGGGCCACAGAAGCCCCCCGCCACUAUUUGGCAGCCACUCAAACUGUUCGCCUAUUCUCAGCUCACCUCGCUGGUCCGCAGAGCCACGCUAAAGGAGAGCGACCGGACUCCCAAGUCCGAGAAAGUCCACAACUUCAAGGUCCACACCUUCCGGGGACCUCACUGGUGUGAACAUUGUGCCAACUUCAUGUGGGGACUGAUGGCCCAAGGAGUCAAAUGCACAGACUGCGGGCUGAAUGUCCACAAGCAGUGCUCCACCAUGGUACCCAAUGACUGUAAACCAGACCUGAAACAUGUCCGUAAGGUCUACAGCUGUGACCUCACGACCUUGGUGAAGGCCCAUAACACAGCACGCCCCAUGGUGGUGGACAUGUGCAUCCGAGAGAUCGAAUCAAGAGGUCUUAAAUCUGAGGGGCUCUACAGAAUAUCCGGAUUUAGUGAUUCAGUCGAAGACGUCAAGACGGCAUUUGACAGAGACGGCGAGAAGACAGACGUCUCAGUGAAUGCUUAUGAAGACAUCAAUAUCAUCACUGGCGCUCUCAAACUGUACUUAAGGGAUUUGCCGGUUCCUGUCAUAUCAUACGAUGCUUACCCCAGGUUAAUCGAGGCUGCAAAGCUCUCAGACCAGGAAAAGAAACUUGAAGCCUUUCGUGAAGCCCUGGCACUGUUGCCCCCAACGCACAUUGAAACUCUGAAGUACCUCAUGGCGCACCUAAAAAAGGUGACGCUGAAUGAGAACGACAACCUGAUGAACGCGGAGAACCUGGCCAUUGUUUUUGGGCCCACCCUCAUGCGUUCCCCAAACCUGGACGCCAUGACGGCUCUCAACGACAUCCGCUACCAAAGACAGGUGGUGGAGGUGCUCAUCAAAAACGAAGACGUGCUCUUCUGA